Caenorhabditis elegans is the source of this 1998-nucleotide messenger RNA. RefSeq names its product S-adenosylmethionine decarboxylase beta chain (gene smd-1). NCBI's taxonomy places the organism in Eukaryota, Metazoa, Nematoda, Chromadorea, Rhabditida, Rhabditidae. Gene Ontology annotation, molecular function: adenosylmethionine decarboxylase activity. The record is from RefSeq and is marked reviewed. Gene Ontology annotation, biological process: spermidine biosynthetic process; spermine biosynthetic process.
GUAACUUCAGAAAGCUCCCCCGGCAGUUUUCUAAGACCAAGCUCUCUCUCCAAACCGAGCACUUUUUGCUCCACACCGUAAGACUUGUGGGUGCUGUGAGCCGUUCCUGUGGAGCGCCGCAGCUAACUCAGGGUCACCUUACCCAGCCAAAAUCCGUACAGUGAGCGUAGACCGUUCUCCCGACGAGUCGCCACCACCGCGUCCACCUUCGGACACUUCAUCUGCCAGAGACAACCCCACCCUAACUUCGUCCGCCGCCGUGGUGUUCGCCGACAAGCGUUCCCGCUUCCGCUGAUACCCCCGAGGUGUAUGGGUCCCGACCGAAAGACCCGCAUCCUCGUCCUAUACCGUCGUCCUCCCUAGCGGGUCCAGCUAAGGAGCCUAUACCUCCUAAACCCAUUUUCAAUAGAAAAUCCGUCUUUCGACAUACCCAUACUACAACCCUUCCCCCAUAAUGUCUGCCACGUCUGCCACCAACUUUGCCGUUCAAACCCAUCCGGUCAAGGCUCCGGAUGAGGAGUACUUCUUCGAAGGUGCCGAGAAGCUUCUGGAGCUCUGGUUCUGCUCGAGCACACAGAAUGAGACUCGCUCCCUCCGAAUCAUCCCAAGAGAGGAGAUCGAUGCAAUGCUUGACAUCGCUCGCUGUAAGAUCCUCCACUCCAAGCACAACGAGUCCAUCGACUCUUACGUGCUCAGCGAGUCCUCUCUGUUCAUCUCGGACAACCGUGUGAUCCUCAAGACCUGUGGCACAACUCGCUUGCUGGCUGCCCUUCCAGUGAUCAUGCAGCUAGCCGGGGCCUACGCCGGGCUGGAUCAAGUCCAAUCCGUCUACUACUCCAGGAAGAACUUCUUGCGCCCGGAUCUUCAACCAUCGCUUCAUAAGAACUUUGAUGCGGAGGUGGAGUAUCUGGAUAGUUUUUUUGUGGAUGGUCAUGCGUACUGUCUUGGAUCCCUCAAACAGGAUAGAUGGUACCUUUACACAUUCCACAGAGAAGUUGAGUUCCCAGCUCACAAGCAACCCGAUCACACCUUGGAGAUCUUGAUGAGCGAUCUGGAUGAGGAGGUGCUCCACAAGUUUACCAAAGACUAUGCGGUGGAUGGCAAUGACUGCUUCAUGCGAGCCGGUAUUGACAAGAUCAUCCCGGCAGGUGCAGAUGUUCACGACGAGCUGUUCGACCCGUGCGGCUACAGUAUGAACGCUUAUAUGAAUGACACUGACCAAUACGCAACCAUCCACGUGACUCCCGAGAAGGCAUUCAGCUUCGCUUCCUUCGAGACCAACCAGGACUUGGUCUGCCUGUACUCGCAGACUCGGAAGGUUCUUCAGUGUUUCAGACCAAAUAAGAUCUUGAUGACAGUCUUUGCCAAUGACAUUUCGGAGAAGGGGAAGGAUGCCCAGCAGCAGUUGUGGGACCGCGAGCUGCCGGGGUAUAGAAGGACCAAUGUGCAGUUUGUGAGACUUGAGACGGAAACCCUAGUCUACGCUCAUUUCGUGCGCAAGGCCUCCACCGGUCAAGAUUCAUCAUCGAGCGACGAGGACGACGGCGAACGCUCCGAUUGAUAUCAAAUCUUGAUUGUGUUUUUUUUUCUACAAAUCACUGUUAAACCAUGUAUUUUGUACUAACCCUAUUAGUUUUGUUUUCUUCUUAAUCAUUGAUCACUAUACCCCCCUUCCCCUAACUACUUGGUUUUCUGAGGGGCCUUCAGGCCAUUUUCUAGUCUUUUGGCUUCUGGUACUGUGGUCCUGUGGUCUUCUGGUCUCCCAGAACAACUUCCCGUUGAAGGGUCAAAUGUUAUGCUAAUUCCUUAUCUAUUCUCCCCAUCUCUUUGUCGCCUCCCUCCCCCUCUCUCUCCCCCUUUCCUGUUUGUUUUCAAGACAGACAGUUACACUUUCCUAUUGAUUUUUAGCAAUUUUAGUUAUUUUUCUUGUGUUAGAACUGUCUUAAACGUUAAUUUUUGGGCGUAGAAUAUAUUUUUUAAUAAAAAAAAUUUGGGAAA